This is a messenger RNA of Nyctereutes procyonoides (raccoon dog), 905 nucleotides long. RefSeq names its product transcription elongation factor A like 1 (gene TCEAL1). NCBI's taxonomy places the organism in Eukaryota, Metazoa, Chordata, Mammalia, Carnivora, Canidae. Bases 170 to 646 code for a protein of 158 amino acids. The record is from RefSeq and is a predicted model, not a curated record. The transcript has 2 exons.
GUGACGCGGGGCCCUCACGUGACCAGGAGCCUAUGUCUGCCCAAGUCCCUCUCUCCUGGUCCUUUAUGCCUGUCCAGACACCGUCUGCCUACUGCCCUUUGAUCGAGGGGAAAAGCAGAAGGAAGUAAGUCCCCUUGGUCUUCUGAAAUCGAUAAAGACCAUCCUCAACAUGGAAAAAUCCCGCAAAGAAAAUGAACAGCCACAGAGCGCACCCAAGACUGAUGAGGAGCGGCCUCCUGUGGAGCACUCUCCUGAAAAGCAGUCUCCGGAGGAACCGUCUUCCGAGGAGCAGUCGUCGGAGGAAGAGUUCUUUCCUGAGGAGCUCCUUCCCGAGCUCCUUCCCGAGAUGCUCGUGUCCGAAGAGCGCCCUCCUCAGGAGCGCCUUUCUAGAAGGGACCUUUUUGAGGAGCGCCCUCCCAUGGAGCAGCCUCCUUGUGGAGUGGGAAAACAUAAGCUAGAAGAAGGAAGCUUUAAAGAGAGGCUGGCUCGCUCUCGCCCGCAAUUUAGAGGGGACAUACAUGGCAGAAAUUUAAGCAAUGAGGAGAUGAUAAAGGUAGCAGAGGAGAUGGAAGAAAUGAAAAGAGUACGGAACAAACUGAUGGUCAUGCAUUGGAAGGCAAGACGGAACCGUCCUUAUCCUAUUUAAUGUGUUCGGCUUUAAUUCUGUUUUGCCUGAUACAAGUAUUGCCACCUGAACGUUGCUUUUUCUCGUAUACCUUUCCCCAUCUCAUUUUUAACUUUUCGUGUGUCUUUAGUUUAGGUAUUUCACUUGUAACUGGCAUAAAAUUGGGGUUUCCCCACCCACAAGCUGCAAAUCUCCCUUUUUCAAUCAUGAGUCUCUCCCAUUUGCAUGAAAAGAUGUACAUUAUAUAUUGUGAAGUGAAAAAAACGAUUUUCAAAAAGUA